Molecule: messenger RNA, 1535 nt
Organism: Drosophila gunungcola (fruit fly)
Lineage: Eukaryota; Metazoa; Arthropoda; Insecta; Diptera; Drosophilidae
Gene: tan
Exons: 8
Source: RefSeq, a predicted model, not a curated record
AAAACAAAUCAGUUUGAGUUCUGCCUUCAAGCGCUCCAGAACAAAUCAGCUGGCGUACCGAACAUAUACAUAUAUAUAUAUUUUUUGUUUUGUUUACAACCAACGUUUUCUUAUCAUAUCAAGUGCAAACGAGCUUUUUAACGAUAAGAAACGAGUUGAGAUCUCAAAACUACGAGUACCGAGUUUCAAACUUCCUUUUCGAACCUAAAACCAUGUCCUCCGGAAAGAUCCUGCCACGUCGCCAGGCGGUGCCAGUACUCUACACCAGGGGCACCCACUACGAGGUCGGAUUCGAUAUGGGCCGCACAUUCGGGUCGAUGAUCAAGAACUUUCUGAUCUUGUCGAAGCCCCUCAACGAGACCUACUUGCCGCUCUACCAGUCCCCAAAAGGCAGGCAAAUAUAUAAUGAGACCCUGGGAUCGGUGAAGGACAGCUUCCCGCAGUAUAUUCGCGAAUUGGAGGGCGUGGCCGAUGGUGCGGAGGUGGAAUUCCAUAAGCUAUUUUUACUGCAUCUGGACGAGAUUCUGCCACAGGCAUUGAAGCACCAGCCACGCAGCAAGAACCAACCCACUGGAUGCUCCACUAUUAUUGUCAACCAAAGAAUUGCGUAACGCCUGCUGGGCCACACGGAGGAUGCCCUGACGGAGACCCUCAACCAUUACUACUUCGUGGUGGCCCACGUCAUCAGCGACAAGCCGCAGGGCAAGUACAACGUGAAGGAGGAGCACUUCAUGUCCCUGUGCUACGCAGGCCACCUGCCCGGCUACACCAUGAGCCAGAACCACCACGGACUGGUCUUUAGCAUCAAUACGAUCAGUGCGGAGCUUUUGCGCAGCGGCAAGACCCCUCGUCACUUCAUCACCAGAGCCCUGUUGGCCACCAGCAAUGUGGACGAUGCUUUUAGGGUGCUCAAGGACGCGGGAGUGGGAGCGGCGGAUGCCUGUUCCGUGAACUUCACCUUCCUGGCCGAUCCGCGACAGAUGUGCUACAAUGUGGAGGUGGCUCCCUCGCCGGAGCGAAAGAACGAGUCCCAUUUGAACAUCAAGGAGAUUCCGUUGGGGGAGCAUAAUUACCAUGUCAAUCAAUUCGAUCGCAUCCGGCAGGACCAAGCCAACGAACUGAUGAUCGACUCGAGCAUCUCGCGGAUGCGGACCUUCGGAGCGUACAAGCCGCCGAUGAGCGAGCAGGAUGUGCGCCACAUGCUCGGCGACGUUUCCGGCGGAGAGUACUGCGUGUGGCGGGAAAACAGAAGGUGCGACGAGGUGGUCAAGACCAUUGCCGUGGGCAUCUUCGAUCUCAGCGGCAGGACGGUCUCCCUCUACUCGGACAAUCCCAGCGAGACGGAGCCCCACUGCCGCCUGCCGCUCCUCUUCAAGUAGACUCUGCUGCUGCUUAACCACUCUCAAAAGUUAUUAUUAUAAUUUUCACAUUUCCAACAUGUUUCCAACACUUUCCAAAUCGUUUUUUUUUUUUUUUUUUGCAAAUCUCUUAUGGGCUUUUUCCGUUUUGUCGUCAAAUCCAAUCAAUGAGCAAAA